Messenger RNA from Kwoniella shivajii, 1077 nucleotides. RefSeq lists its product as uncharacterized. Gene Ontology annotation, biological process: tRNA splicing, via endonucleolytic cleavage and ligation. NCBI's taxonomy places the organism in Eukaryota, Fungi, Basidiomycota, Tremellomycetes, Tremellales, Cryptococcaceae. The record is from RefSeq and is a predicted model, not a curated record. Bases 1 to 1077 code for a protein of 358 amino acids. The transcript has 3 exons. Gene Ontology annotation, molecular function: tRNA 2'-phosphotransferase activity.
AUGCCCAGACCACCAGAGACACCAGAUGUCAGAGCAUCAAAAGCAUUAGCCUAUAUACUAAGACAUGGAGCUGAGAAAGAAGGUUUACAUAUCAGGUCGGAUGGUUAUGUAAAACUUGAUCAUGUUUUGGAAAGACCCAAAUUGAGAGAAGUAGACUUAUCAAUGGUACUGAGAUUAGUAGCUGAAAACGCUAAACAAAGAUUCCAAUUGUUUUACGGAUAUGAUCCAAGUCCACCUAUACCGAAAAAGAAAAAAGGUCAUCAACAACCUAAAAAGAAGAAGCAACCGUUAUCCUCUUCAGUCAGUCGAAAUAGAAAUGGAACAGGUGAUUCCAAAAUAGCAGAAGGUGACAUACGAAGUGGUGAUAUUGAAAGUGGAAAUGGAAGUGGAAGUGGAAGUGGACCUAUUGAAAUCAGAUCAGAACAAAGUGCUUCUUCUCAAGGUAUCGAUGCGGCUCAAAUUGAUAAUAUACAAUCAUCACUGUCUAAAACUACGAUAGUAGAUGAUAAACCGAUUGAAUUACCUUUAAUAUCCCUUCCUAUGCCAUCAACUACGGACUCAUCGAAUCCCUCGUGUAGUGAAGAAGGUGAAACGUCAACGACAACAUCAGCAUCGAAGAAAGGAGAAUACUUCAUACGUGCGACUCAAGGUCAUUCGAUAAAUCUUGAAGGUACUUCCCAUCUGGAUUUGUUAAAAGAUGAUCAACAAGGUAGAACUAAAGCCGGAACAAUGGUUCAUGGUACCAAGUGGGAGUUAUGGGAUGUAUUGGAAUCCCAAGGUCUGUCUACGAUGUCAAGACAACAUAUACACUUAGCCCCAUCCCACGUCGGUACAAUAGUUCCCAGACCAAAUUCAACUUUAUACAUCUAUCUCUCAUUGACCAAAUUAAUCGAAAAUGAUAUACCAGUUUAUGUCAGUGCGAACGGUGUGGUACUUACACCUGGAAAUGGGGAUGGCGUAGUAACCAAAGAAUAUUGGAGAAAAGCAGUUAAGAGAGAUGGGGACAGGAGAAUUGUCGUUUGGGAAAAUGGAGAGGAAAUUCAAAGGGAUGAAGAACAAGGAGAAGAAGGUAUAUGA